This is a messenger RNA of Malus domestica (apple), 1567 nucleotides long. Lineage: Eukaryota; Viridiplantae; Streptophyta; Magnoliopsida; Rosales; Rosaceae. The record is from RefSeq and is a predicted model, not a curated record.
CCUUAAGCGUGAUUACCUUCGCUUAAUGACAGUGACUUAAUCUCAUAAACAAAUCCCUUUCCUUCCAAUGCCCGCCAUUUCACACUCCCUCCCCACGUCACUCGAACCGGAAUCUUCAACGAACUCUGCAAGUUUGGUAAUGUGAAAAAUGCCGGAGCAGAGACCCGGUUUCCGGGUCCGCGACCCGAGCCCCGACUCCGUAAUCCUCGCCUUAGAGUCCAACUUCAGCCUCUUCUCCUCCGCCUCCGCCAGCGUCGACCGCUGCUCCUUCGACCGCGACGACUCCACCGCCUCCGAGAUCUCUCCGCAGAACUCGGCCGCACACGAACGCCGCCACGAGGAAAGCUCGAGUGGUCCAGAUCGCGAUCCGGAUCCGAACAGAAUCCACGCUUUUCAGCACACUCGCCGUCUCUUUGCAAAAGGAGAAAAAGCCAAAGUUCAAAAGAAGGACUCGGACUCGGAUUUAGUCCUCGAUUCCGCAAGAAGCUCCUUCUCUCUCGCCCUCAAAGAAUGCCAGGACCGGCGGUCCAGAUCUGAAGCUCUAUCGAAGAAGCUAGACCGGCCGAGACCCGCCUCGUUGGAUUUGAACAACAAUGCAUCAGUGUCCUCGCCGAGAUUAGGCGCGAUAAAGAAGGGUUCAAUGGCGUCUCGGAAAUCGGCGAACUUCCCGAGUCCAGGCACACCGAGUUACCGGCACACGAGUCUCGGUGUUCAAAAGGGUUGGAGCUCGGAGCGGGUCCCGUCGCAUGCCAGUGUGGGUCGGAAGAAUACGGCGGCUGCGAUGCUGCCGUUUAAUAACGGAAGGACAUUGCCGUCGAAGUGGGAAGAUGCCGAGAGGUGGAUUUUGAGUCCGGUUCAAGGGGAUGGUUUGGUGAGGCCGUCGAAUCAGCAGACUCAGAGGCGGCCCAAGUCAAAGAGCGGUCCGCUUGGGGCGCCUGGGGUUGCGUAUUACUCGUUGUACUCGCCGGCCAUGCCGAUGUUUGAUGGGACCAAUGUGAGUAAUUUCAUGGCUGCUUCUCCGUUUUCAGCUGGUGUUAUAUCAGCUGAUGGGUUGGGGUUCCAAUCCGGUGCCCAAAAUGGCGGCUUUACAACGCGGGCAGAGGCCUGCAUUGCCCGUUCGGUUAGUGUUCAUGGUUGCUCUGAGGUGCUGGAGCAGCAAUCUUCACUGCCUGACUCUCAAGAUGAAAAGUUUGAUGGCCGUGAUGGGGUCAAGGAUGCGGCUACGAAUGUAUCUCGUGCCGUUUCAAGAAGGGAUAUGGCAACCCAGAUGAGCCCAGAUAGCGCUCACUCAUCUCCCAGGGCACGGGCUUCUUUCUCUGCCUCCACUUCCUCUGGUCUGCCUAUUAUGGAAGUACAGAGUGUGGCUUCUUCAAAGUCGGAAGUCAGGGAUGUGCAGGUAGAUGAACGGGUCACUGUGACAAGGUGGUCCAAGAAGCAUAAAUCCCGAAGACCUGGGAAGGGCUCUCAUUUUGGUGAUAGUUGGAAAAAGAAAGAUGCAGACGUUCGAUCUGCUGCUUGGGAUCUCUCUGACACAUCGAAGAGCAUUUCAAAGUAUGUUUGUCACCCA